AUGACCUCGACCUCCUUCGCCACACACGACGACCACGCAGAGAGCUCGCAGCAUGCAUCCAAGUCCUCGACUGGUCUUACGUUUGUCCUGCCACCGCUCAGCGCUCUCAAGGCCCAGAAGAGCAAGAAAAAGAUCAAGCUCACAUACGAGGAACCCGUGAAGAAACAGCCUCGACCGAUCAAGCUCAAGCCACUGAGGGAGGUCUUGUCGAAGCUUAUCGUGCAGAUCAAGAAGAAAGAUGACUACGCCUUCUUCCUACAGCCAGUCGACCCUACACAAGUCCCGGGCUAUAGCGAUGUUGUCUCGAAGCCGAUGGAUUUUGGGACUAUAUCCACGAAGGUGGAGAAGGGGAGAUACCGGUCACUGGAGGAGUUCGCGUCCGAUGUCAGACUAGUCACCACGAAUGCGAAGACAUUCAACCCUCUCGGGUCGAUCUACUACACCGAAGCGGAGCGAAUAGAAAGCUACGCCCUGGACCAGAUCACAAAGGCCGCCGCCACCGUCAUAGAGUAUGAGACGGACUGGAACAUAGACGUCGAGAAGGACGAUGAGCUCGUCACCGUCGACCAAGACGAUGCAAAUGGCGUUGCGGGCACCUCCGCAGACAGAAUACAGGGCACCCCGAUGGAUGUGGAUGAGAGUCGUGCGGGGACUCCGUCUGUGCAGGUAGGAGGAGGGAAGAAAACGAAAGGAAAGAAACCACCGGGAACAUUGUCGGAGAGCUUAGAGCCCGAUGGCGGGUUGCCUGGUGCGAAGGAUGGUCUGGGGGCGUUUCCACCUGGAUCGGACGAGGCCGAACUGAUGCUGGCGUUGAAGCUCAAAGGGAAACGCUAUCGUACGAAAAAGGAGCGUAUUCGAAUGGAGAGAGGUGGCCCGCCCAUAGCUCCGGACGGAAGUUUAGACUAUCCUGAGAUGGAAGACCCCUUCUCCGUGCUUUCGGCCUUGGUCCCCGACCCGCCAUCCCGCCCCCUUCUCGUUCCCCUGUAUCCUCCAGCGGAGCCGGAAGAACCCGCACAGUCCCAAUACCCUGCCCCCGUCAACAUCAUCCCGUCUCAGGACAUCCCAGAACCGGAACCGGAACCAUCCACAUCGACUUCGACAUCAUCUACGCUGAGACGUAUCAAGAGCGCAAAGCCGGCCAAACGACGACAUUGGAUCGUCAACCGGAGCGGGCCGACGCGUGUUCGGAUCAAAGACACAGGAGACGAGGACGUUGUGCCAGUGUGGAAAACCCCACGAGAACCGGUCGCGACCGACUUCGGGACGUAUGCCACUCUCCCAAGCGUGCUCGCCCAAGAGAACAGGUUGCAGGACGUGGGCGCGGACCUCGGUUCGGAGGCGAGGCUUUUCGAUGUCUUGCGACGGAGCCUGUACAGUACACCCUCUGUGCCAAGCACUGAGGCGCACUCGACGGAUCAGAAGCCGAGCGUGGACGAGGACAGCUUCUGGAGGGGGAAGGCGGCCGAAGCUGAAGCGUACAUCAGGGACGUCGUCUACGGCGGGGUGGACGGACUGGCGUACGCGAGGAGUCUGGCCGAGUUCGUGACGCCCUCGGCACCUGUGGUACGCAAUGGGGAGCCUCCAACGUUCGGCGCGCUCGGGAUGCCUGUCGCGCGAUGGGUUGAAGAAAACGUUCUCGAUCCUCUCACAGGCUGGCGACACGGUGUUCUCCGCGACGCCUCACGGAUCCUCCACAGCCUCCCGCUCACUCCUCCCCACACACCGCCGUUCACCUCGACCGCGCUCCCCGAUCCCGACUCUACGCCCUCCGAUCCAAUCCGGCGCCAAAUCGACCUAUCGCUACACGCCUACCCCGCCGCGGCGCGUGCGCUGGAGACGCUCCGCUCGAUGCAAGAGGACAAGAUCGACCUGCCCGCGCUCAUCCGCUCCCCAGACGAGCUCUUCCACGCCGAGGACGUCUGGGCCGGGCGCGCGUACCGCGAGAAGCGGCGGCGCGAGAUGGACGAGGCGCUCGCGCGCGACCCCGAGAAGAACGCCGCGGCGUACCUGCAGUGGGCGAUUGCCGAGCACCGCGAGGCGCAGGCGGGUGCAUGGGAGAACGUGGGCGGGACUGUGGCUGGGACCGGGACCGCGGCUGGGGCUGCUGCUGCGGGCGCGGCGACCUCCGGUGCGGUGGAGGAUGCGGGCAUGUUGGCGUACGCGUUGGACGCUGCGGCGGACGAGAUCGCUAAGCUUGUGGGUGGACAGCCCGCGCAGGCGGCACCCGAGGCGCUCGCAGAGCGGAAGGGGGACGGGGCGGUGGAAGAAGCCCAGCCGAAGGGGGAAGACGCGGACGGCGAUGUCGUCAUGAAGACCGAAAGCGGCGAUGAUUCCUCCGCUGCGCCCAGUGCGAGCGAGGGCGUGGCCAUGGGGGACGUCGAGGAUCCGGUCAUGAAGAAGCUGCGGCUGAACCUCCUUGCGCUCGCCAAGAGGGCGCCGCUGGAUCAGAUCAUGAAGCUGCCCCCGCAGCUUGUCCCUGCACAUUUGCGGCACAUCGUGCCUACGGCGGAUGUGUGACGCUUUGGGGCAUGCCAGUCGGUCAGUAGUAGAUACACGGUUGUAAGACGUAGUAGUGUAGACGACUUUCGAAUCUCGAUGCACUGCAUCCUCCUUCAU
Messenger RNA from Dichomitus squalens LYAD-421 SS1, 2616 nucleotides. RefSeq lists its product as uncharacterized. The coding region runs from base 1 to 2517 and encodes 838 amino acids. NCBI's taxonomy places the organism in Eukaryota, Fungi, Basidiomycota, Agaricomycetes, Polyporales, Polyporaceae. Gene Ontology annotation, cellular component: nucleus. Gene Ontology annotation, biological process: regulation of transcription by RNA polymerase II. The transcript is spliced from 7 exons. The record is from RefSeq and is a predicted model, not a curated record.